AUGACUGGCAUGGCCAUGUGGAGUUGCGAUUUUGAAAACUGUGGCAAACCGUCAGUUCGCAUAUAUGGACAAUGCAUCAUCUGUGAUCGCCAUCUCUGCGCCAAACAUCUGAGCCCAAAAUAUCAUAGCUGCCCUAGUUGGGAAGAUGAACGGCUAUACGACCCUAUCGCUCAAGAAGCAGAGCAGAAGGAAAUUACGAAACUCUUGAACAAAAUCAACAUCCCAGCACUCCUCGCUCGAGCAAGCCAUUUGCGCCAAGGUGUUCGCUGCUCUUUACCGCAGUCGCUUCAGUAUGAUCAUGCAAAGCGUACCUCGGUGAUGGGCGGCAUGAAUUAUCAUAUCGAAAUCCAGUUUGAAGACGGAAUCAGCUGGCUCGCGCGCAUUCGAAGAUUUAAUGCCACUUCCCCGCCGCCAGAUAUUCGAGGCUACAUCUUGCGAAGCGAAGUCGCAACGCUUCAGUUUCUGAGCAAGACAAAAAUCCCCUCUCCCAAAGUAUUCGAUUAUAAUUUGGAGCAAGCGAAUCCUAUCGGCGUCGAAUAUAUCCUUAUGGAGAAAUUGCCCGGGAAGUCGCUACGAUGGUCUCUGACAACCACAGAACAGAGGAAGAAGAUUAUAAGCCAGCUAGCCGACAUUUACAUGGAACUAAAAGCGUUUCCGUUUGAUUCCAUGGGCUCUUUGGACCAGCCUGGCACCGACCAUGUGGGACCUUUUGCACGGGAAUCGUUAAUGGACUAUAUUGACUCGCAGAUGCGUACCCUUGGUCCUUUCACCUCUCGCCAAGAAUACAUUGUCUCAAGCAUACAAUUCACGCUGGAUCUCAUUAUCAGGGGAGAGUCAUAUGCUGAUCGAGCAAUUGAUGCAUUCUUGAUCCAUCGCUUCCCCUUGGACGCUGUUUCCGUGUUUCUACAUGCUAAACCUGAACCCGACCAGUUCUACUUGAGGCAUGCAGAUGACAAAGGUGACCAUCUCCUGGUUGACGAUGAUUACAACAUCACAGGAGUUGUCGACUGGGAAUGGGCGCAUACGGAUUCGAAAUCGGCAGCUUUCAACUCUCCAGUUUUGCUUCUUCCCGUGGCUGAUUUCUAUGACGGAAUAAAUCACCCCGGGGAGGAUGAGCUGGCCUUUGCCCAAUCAUUGGAAAAUAGAGUGCAUCCAGAUCUUGCCGAAAUUGUGCGAAACGGGCGGAUCCUUCACCGGUUUGAAUUCUGUUGUGGGUACGACCUUGCUGACUGGAAGGGUUUCCUCUGCCUCUUCCAGGGCCUCCGUAAAGCCAUUGACGUUGAUGGGGACUUGGAAUGGGAAACUUGGAAAGAAAAGGCUCUGGAGACAUACAAGAACGAUGCUCUACUCAAAGAGUUGAUGAAGCGGGAUCAUGCCGGCGUAGACAAAAUCCUCGACGAACUGGAGGUGGGCUUCCACCAGGGAGCUAUUCCUACUCCGGGUGGACUGAUUGAGAUCUUUUUAAGAUAUGGACGUCGAUUGAAAAGACUGUUCAUUAUUGUGGAUGCCAUUAAUGAAAGCCAGGAGGCUGAGUACAUGGCGGACGCCCUGCUGACUUUGCUACGGUCGUCCGACAACAUACAUCUCUUUGUGACCAGCACGACAACUCCAGCAAUACCGAGCGACAUUAAUGCUCAUAAAGUACAGAUGACGCCGUCCACGAACCAAGAUGAUAUUCGGGAUUUCUUGAGCACCCAAUUAGAAUCACGGUCGACUCUUCGCCGGUUGCCGUCACACAUCAAGCAUCAAAUUGCAGCUGUUUUGACAAAGAAUGCAAAUGGAAUGUUCCGAUAUGUGCAAUGCCAGCUGGACCUGCUGAGCGUGCAGCGAACAGGUAGAGACAUCAGCAAAGCCUUGGAAACCAUACCGGAGAGCUUGAAUAGCACUUACAAAUUCAUCCUUUGUCGGAUACCUCCUCACGAUCGCGAACUGGUCAGGGACGCGCUGCUUUGGAUCACAUACAGCCGAGAAGAGCUAUCACUGCCGGCGCUGACUGAUGCCCUGGCACUGCAGGAAGGAGACCGGCAUCUCGCCGACGAAUGUCGACUAUUCGAUCCAACCAUCAUCGUUUCCCUUUGCCAGGGAUUGAUAGUCUACGACGAGAACACCUCAACCGUCAGUCUUGCCCACUCUUCCGUCCAUAGCUUCCUCACGUCGGAAGCCAUCAAGAGGGGGCCCGCCGCAUUCUACAGUCUGAACGAGAUCGAAGCCACCCAACGCAUUUACAAGAAAUGCCUUACGUACUUGACGAUGGACGCCUUCCGCCAACCGUGCGCUGAUUUCGAGUCCCUUGAAAGACGCUUCUCCAGUUUCCCGUUGCUGGAGUACGCCGCCCAGAACUGGCCUCUAUAUUGCGGCUCUCGAGCACCAGCUGGAUUCAUUCUCCCGGGCCAAGAGAUAGAGGCCAUUCUGGGCUUCUUUGGCACCCAUCGCCUUCCGAAUGGCGGAAACUAUACGUCCUGGGUCCAAGUACUGCUACUGGAGGCCCCGGUGGACGCGUCUCUAGCAACAGAGCCACUUUACUAUGCUUCAUCCUUUGCAUUGCUACCCGUGGUAGACAAACUCAUCCAGAAUGGCGCCAAUCUUGAAUCGUACGGCGGCCGCAAUCACUCCACUCCGCUGAUUGUGGCAUCGUAUCGUGGCCACCUUGCAGUGGCCAAGCGACUGCUGAAGGCUGGCGCCGACCCAAAUGCGGUUGAUGCGAGUGAUAGGUCCAGCCUGGACUGGGCGAAACUCAGGGGAUGGCAAGGUGUCGUCGACCUUUUGUUGAUGAACGGUGCAUAUAACGUCAGACUCCCCCCGCCUAUUGGAGUUCUUGAAGCGGCGAGAGGAUGCUUUUGGCGUUGUGGUGUAUGUUAUUGCCGGGAUAAUGCGCAUUUGGCCGCCGGUCGCUGCUCAAUGUGCGGUCAUGUUGGAAUAAGAUACCACUAUGAUUAG
Messenger RNA from Aspergillus thermomutatus, 2937 nucleotides. RefSeq lists its product as uncharacterized. The record is from RefSeq and is a predicted model, not a curated record. Gene Ontology annotation, molecular function: protein binding. NCBI's taxonomy places the organism in Eukaryota, Fungi, Ascomycota, Eurotiomycetes, Eurotiales, Aspergillaceae. The coding region runs from base 1 to 2937 and encodes 978 amino acids. The transcript has 4 exons.